AUGACCCGGAUAUCUACUUCCAGAGGCUGGUCCGCAGCCCCAGAGCUACUGCUUCUUCCGGGUCGUGGCCGGGCGGAGAGCGUGGUUGCCGUGGAAACCGUGACCCUGCAGGCGCUGGUGACCAGCCGCGCUUCGCAACGCGAGGUUAACUCCUUAGAGUUGUCUGUCACCGCUCGGAUGCCAGUGCCCACCGUGUACCCCGCGUCCCCCGAGCGGCCCCUCUCGCCGGGGAAGGUUACAGAACCUCCAGGCAAGAACCUGUGGGAGCAGAUCUGCGAAGAGCAUGAAGCUGAGCUGCCUCCCUUUCCAGAGGAAUACAAAAUCAAACCAGAAGCUGUGAUUACUGUUUCACCAAUGGAAGAAAUAGUUUUUCAUGGCUUCAAUACAGAACAUCUUUAUUCAGUUCCUCAUUUGACCGUGGAUUCACAUAUACCUUACACUCAAGUUAAAUUGGAAGCAGUUGAUCCAAAAACAUGUUCCCCCAAGGAAUAUUUAGAAACAUUCAUCUUUCCAAUUUUGCUUCCUGGAAUAGCUAGCCUGCUUCACCAGGCAAAGAAAGAAAAAUGUUUUGAGAGGAAAAGAACCAAAUUCAUUGCCAGUGAUUUUCUGACUGAGUGGUUAUACAAUCAAAAUCCAAAGAGAACAGGGAAGCGGUUCACAGAAUUUUUCUCCAUUCCAUUUGUGGAGCAAUGGCUGAAGCAACACCCCCGGCCACCUAUCCCACUCUCUCUCUUGCUGACAGAAGAAGAAGCAGCACUGAGGAUCCAGUCAUUCUGGAGAGCUUACAUGGUUCGCUGUGAUCCUGAGAUUCAAGAAUUGCGUCAGUGGCAGAAUAAACUGCGCGAGGACAAGCACAUUCGUGAACGAGUCAAAAUUUUCUGGGCCAAACAAGAACAGAAAGCCGGUGCAUGAUCACCUAUCUCAGCUUUCAAAGGAGUUCGAGCAUUACUUUUCAACCACAAAAGACUUCCAAACUGGGAAGGAAUGGAUUUGCAACC
Messenger RNA from Pteronotus mesoamericanus, 998 nucleotides. It is a transcript of the gene IQCK, whose product is annotated as IQ motif containing K. The record is from RefSeq and is a predicted model, not a curated record. Lineage: Eukaryota; Metazoa; Chordata; Mammalia; Chiroptera; Mormoopidae. Gene Ontology annotation, molecular function: protein binding. The transcript is spliced from 9 exons. Bases 1 to 912 code for a protein of 303 amino acids.